Molecule: messenger RNA, 216 nt
Organism: Gongylonema pulchrum
Lineage: Eukaryota; Metazoa; Nematoda; Chromadorea; Rhabditida; Gongylonematidae
Source: the annotation of a GenBank genome assembly
UUGCAGAAAUUGAACAGCGGAAAAUUUACGAUAACGGGGCAAGUGUUCACACAAAUUUUAUCCACAAUCGAUGAGUGCUUGAGAUUCCUGCGCAGUCAUAUUCAUUACAAAGAUUCGGCAGCUUACAUCACCAAAUAUGAGCAGUGCUUGUCCAAGUACUCGUUUACCAGCACCGAAAUGCUUAUUCAGAUGACGAUACAUUUGCCUUGUUAUACG